AUGCAUAAAGGUCGAUCACGUACCUCUGAUGUAUACAGAGUGGAACAUCUCGUGGAUAAACGAAUACGUGGGAAUCGUACAGAAUAUCUAGUAAAAUGGAAAAAUUGGUCUGAUGAGCAUAAUACAUGGGAACCAGCAAAAAAUAUAUUGGACAAACGAUUAAUUGAAUCAUACGAAAGACGAGAGAAACGUAAAAAAAAUCAAUUAGCAUCGUCAUCAUCCUCGACACCACGUGAUAGAAGUCAUAGUACAGAAAGUCAACGGUCGCCUUUACAUUCUCCAGAAAGACACCAACAGCAGCAGCAACCACAACCACAACAUGUGAAAUCUGAAGAGAAUUUAAAUUUAAACGAAUCUUCAUCAUUGUCGCCUAUUAAAUCCAGUCUAGCAUCAAUUGAUCCAAUCCUUUCAACAUUUCUUCCACCUAAUAUUAGUACUGGUAGUACCAGUUGUUAUUCAGACUUACCACUCAGUAGCAGUAGUCAAUCGAUAAAAUCUCCACAUACCUCAUCAACUACUACAUCAACUGAUUCUAUGCCAAGUCAAUGGGAAUUAAGCGAGUUAUGCUAUGAUCGUCGUUUUCGACGGACUACACUAUUGGUUGCUGCUGCAUCGGCAUCAGCUGCAAAUGCAGCAGCCGCAUUAGCACAUUCUAGGCAAUCUGGAAGACAAGCAGCACAACAUUCGAGUACAACUGGGUCGAGUACUGGUCAUACAACAACAACAACAACUGCUUCUACUAUUACUAAUAUUUCCAGCAAUACUAACGUUAUUAGUACUACGGCUAGUAUAGAAAAUGCCAAUUCUACUGUCAGUUUACAAGCACAAUCAAAAAUGACUAAAACAGAAGCAGUAACAACACCACUUUCAGAUGAAAAUAUCGAAGCAAGACCAAAAAUCCGUUUAACAAUCCCACGUGAUCGAAUCCUACCAUGUCCACCAAUCGGUGUAUCGAGUAACUCGUCAGCCUCUUCAGCUAAUAAUACAUCAAUCAAUAGUUCUUCGUCAUCAUCAUCAAAUCAAUGUCUAGAUGAUUCUGAUCAUUCAAUAUCAAUGACUGAGUCAACCUCUGUUCGACACGAAGAUGUUAACACCAGUGGAUUAUUUGUUGCCCCGGUGGAAUUACCUCGACGAUGUUAUAAUACAGCAACAGCCCUGUCACCACAUUCACUAAUGAAUCCAACCGGUGGAAUGCGUUUACCCGACAUACAGAUAGACAAUCGUAGUCACUUGCACGAUUACGAGACAAGUAAAUCUCCAAAAUGGAAUAAACAGUCGCCGUGUACAAAUUAUACUAAUCAUACUAGUGUUUCAAGUAUGAUGCAACUGCCUAAAUUACUUAUCUCUUCGACAAAUUUAUCCUCAACUUCACCAUCUCCUUCAUCAGCAGUACCUUAUGAUAUUGUAAUAUCAGGAUCAUCAUCAGUAUCAGCAUCAGCAUCGAAGAAACGCAGACGGCAGUUUAGUUCAGAAAGUUGUCUAUCUUCUCCAUCACAUGCUUAUAGCGUUGUUGAACAUGACGUGGUGGUUAAGAAACGGAGACAUUCACAGAAGAAAAAAGAUAAGCGGAAACGUCGUCAUGAACAAAUCUCUGAAUAUCAAGAACAACAGCAACAACAUCAUCAUCGUCAUCAUCGGGACCAUCGGCAUCACCAACAUCAUGGAAAGAGUGGAUAUGCUUCAUCUUUUGAAGAGUAUAACACUUUAAGUAUGAAUAAGAUCCGUCGACGGAGUGGUUCCUCAUCAGCAUCGCAUACCUCAUCUACCUCAUCAUCCUCCUGCUCCUCUUCCUCUGCAUCCUCUUCAUCAACAUCCUCUUUAUCACCGACAAUUCUAUCGAAUACAAUAUCACCUCCUAAUCAAGAAGAAGGAUUUCCUCGAUUAGCUCCUCUACGUAUCCAUUUACCUAGAUCAAUUACUUCACAGUUAUCUGCAUCAGAGUCUUGUAUAGAUAAUCAAUCAUUUAUCGAUCAUACAACUAGUGGGGGUGGUGGUCAACGAUUAGCAUCUUGUGGAAUGAAUUACAGGAGUACUCAUACUUAUACUACUAAUAAUAAUGGUAAUAGUAAUAAUAGUGUUGUAAUUGAUCAUAAUGCCAAUACAAGUCAUAUCCAGAUAAAUCAUUCCACAAAACGAAUCCAUUUAGUGCCAGAAAUGUGUAUUACAGAUAUUACAGUGAAUGGUUUAACGAUAAGUAUUAAAGAAUGCAGUGGACCUAGAAAUUUCUUUGGUAUACCAACUAGUCAAGUUGUUCAAUAUAACUCACCCUCCUCCUCCGCGUCGAUAAAGAAGGCUGGAGAUACUUCCAUCGGAGAUGAGUAUACCACACCAACUACUACAACGACAACAACUAGUAGUACUUCAACAACCACAACGACAACAACGAGUUCGUCAGCUGCCUCCGCUGCUGGUGCUUCCACGUUGAAUAACACGACUUCAUCAUCGUCGACAAAUACAACGAGCACACCACCGACAACAAAUAAUACGCAUUCAUCUACUACACGUACUGUUAAACCAUUAUGUGUUGUUAGUUUAAAGGAGCAGAAUGUUUUAACGACGUCGAUAUCGUCACCACCACCACCAGCGUCGACAAAGUUAGAAUCCUCUGGAGUUUAUCAAACGCCACCAAUGACUGAUAGUGUGAUAUCCAUUCCAAAAGAUAACGAAGUUGAUGAUCGUGAUGGUGAUGUGGUUGACGAAAAUCACGUAAAAAAAAACUCACUUCAACAAUAUGGGGAUGAAAAUAUUGCUCCCAGUGUCACUGAUGAAGAGAUAUCAAGUCAUCAUCAUCGAAUCGGCGGUCUUCAACUGCCUGUUCCCAUUUCAACAUCAUCAUCAGCGACAUCGUUAUAUCCUCCACCUUCAUCUCCGUCAACUACUACACCGCCAAUCGUCAUUAUUACAUCAUCCUCAUCUGAUUCAGAUAAUCGUCAAACUCAUCGACUGAGUACAAUCUAUGAAGAUACAGAACCUUCUUCUUCAUUAAAAUCUGAGAAAGAAGAGACUCUUGUUGAAUCUCCUAUUAAAACUGAAAGUGUAGUAACAUCUACACCCCCACCCCCACCACCACAACAACAGCCGGAGAUUACGUCAUCAACAACACUUGUCUGUCCUACAAUUGAUACUAAUCUCGCCAAUAAUUCACAUCCAACAUCCUCUCUUCUUCUAGCUGCAACUGAAGCAGCUACAAAAAGUGCAUUAGACUCACCAUGUUCCCCUGGUCUAUUAAUAUUUCCCCCACCAAGACGUUCAUCUACACCGAUAGAACAUAGUCCAGCUUAUAUAAAUCAAUCUUUAAUGAUAAAUAAUACUAAUCCUUUAGAAAUCGAUAAAUCAAUAAAUCAUCUUGUAUCAUCAUCAUCGGAUAAUUUGACUACUACUACUACUAUUACUAUUAGUGGUGAUAAUGGUACUGUCAUUAAAUCGAUAACUAAAUCAAUGCCAAGUACAGAGUUGUGUGCUGCUAAUUUCAAUCGUAAACAUUUAAAUUCAAAAACAACAACAGCAUCAACGAUUACAUCACCAUCUUCAUCAUCGUCAUCAUCACCAUCAACUCGACCUAUGGCAACUAUAUUUGGACAAGUACGUAAUCGUAAUACCACCACCACAACUACCAGUGUCUUGAUGAAUAAUAAUACCUCAGAGACUGGAUCUACGCGUAAAUCAACUGGGAAGUCAAAACAUACCACUAUGCCAUCGACAGGAUCGAAUAUUUGGAGUAAUUCCACUACUACUUCUACUAUUACCACUUCUAAUACUACUAUGGAUACCUUGAAGGAUGCAUCUUUAAAGCCUAUUGGUCGGAUAAAUGCUUCACACUAUGAUGAUAAUAGUAUUGAUCGUAAUAACAAUAAUAAUAAUAAGAAAUGUAGUGAUCCAAGUAAAAUUUAUACUUUCACAGGUGAAUCCUCGCCGACAUAUAAUCUAGCUAGCUGUUGUGGUGAUGAUGAUGAUAAUACUUCCUCAUCGCCGUUAUCAUUGACAUCAUCUCCACGAAAUACCUGUCCCCUCCCUUCAUCUUCUUCUUCUACUACAUGUUCUGAUCUAAAGCAUACCAAUGUCAAUAGUUCCAAGAUAUCACGAUCAAGUAAACAUAAUCAUCAUAAUUCAGGAUAUCGUAAUCAUGAUUCCUUGAAAUGUUCAAUAUCAUCAUGUACACCAACUCCCCCGCCACCCUUACCACCACUAACACAACCAGCAUCCUCCUUCCCGUUAUCAUUUUCAACUGCCUACAUCAAUAAUAAAACACUCCAGCAAUCCUAUUUAAAUAUGCCUACACUUCUACCAUCUGAUGAUAUGUUGUAUUUAAUGAAUAAACAAGGUUGUUGUACUGUUGGAGACAAUGAAAUGACGACAACAACAACAAUCAUACCGACGAGUCUCAGUACUUCUACUCCGAAUAGUUUCAAUUACAUGCCAAACGGUAAUGCGAAUAACAAUGUUGGUCAGUGUAAUACAGAGGCUGCAUUGGCAGCAGCUUCAUGUCUGCAACAAUUACAAAUGCAAUUUAUGUGUAGUGCUAAUCCAUUAGCUAUGGCAGCAGCAUUAUCUGCACUGAGUGGUGGUGGUGGCGGUGCCGGUGCCGGCGGUGGAUUCCCAACAAAUCCCCCUCUCCUUCCACCAAAUAUGAAUUGUCCACCAGUUCGGUUUAAUUUCAAUUCUGAUAUGAAUACAAACACUCCGUGUAGUAAUAGUAGUAGUACUAGUGUGGGGGGUAGUGGGAAUCCUGCAAACUUUGAUUGGUCAACAUCGACGCCUUUCUUCCCGAAUUCAAUCGAUUCAAAUUUACCAAUGGUAUUUCCAAAUGAAUCGAAUUUCCUACCGCCUAAUCCAUCAUACUCUACAGGUGUGAAUAAUAAUAGUAAUAAUAAUAAUAAUUCAACGCUUGGACAAUUCCAUCCUAUGGAUGGUUAUGGUAUGAUGCUGAUGAUGAAUGCUUUGAAGCCUAGUGUUGUUACGUCAUUGGCAGGUGCUGCUGCUGCUGCUGUCAUACCCGGAAGAUGUGACUAUUAUCCUGUAGACAAUUGCUGUGUAAAUACUGUUGGGGGGGAUACAGUUGGAUUAGUCUCGGAAUCUUCUGAUCUCCCAAUUGAUUUAUCUGCAAAACGGUGA
Messenger RNA from Trichobilharzia szidati, 5112 nucleotides. NCBI's taxonomy places the organism in Eukaryota, Metazoa, Platyhelminthes, Trematoda, Strigeidida, Schistosomatidae. The record is from the annotation of a GenBank genome assembly.